AAAGUAGUGCUCAUUCUCAAAUAAGCCAGUGUUCAUUCUCAAGUAAAGUUUUUCAAUCGUUUCACAUUUGAAAAAUAUAGUGUAAUUAAUCUUACCAUCAUCAUCCUCUACAUAACAUCUCAAUGCAUCUCCAUCCCACUUAGGUUUGUUGCAGGCGUCUUCAUAGCUUCUUCGAUUUCGUCAGAUCGGGAAAGGUAGGGCAGCCCAAUUUAGUCGGAUCUCUCCUUCCUCCCAAAAUCGUGCGGACUACUCAUAGCAAAUUUUAGAUCGGAUCUCUGCUCCCUAAUCGUCAUCAUCUUCUUCUUCUUCCACGAUCCACACCGGAUGCUCCAAGAAUUGCUCUCCAAACUACCCCACAGCCCCACAGGCCCCAACCCACCUGCCUCCACAGCACUCAUCUCCGUGUCUUCAAUCUCAAUCUCACACACGUUUAGCAGUCAAAGGGGUUGGUGUUGCUUGGCAUCAUGAAGCUUUAUGCUACCACCCCUUCAUUCCUGGGCCUCCUCAGAAACCCAAAAUCCCCACUAUAACAUUUUACUCCGUAUUAUGUAAACCCCAACUUUGAACGACUAAUAUCUGGUGUUGGUGGGAACGAAUAUUUGCCUUUUUCUUGUCUGAUUUCACUUUUGACCCGAAAAGAUUGCAUCUUUGGCUGAAAUUUGACUGGCUGAGUUAUUGGGUCACUAUGGAGGGGGAGAGUUGUGGUGAUGGUUCCAACUCAAAGAUGGAAGAUUAUGAGUUGCUGGGACAGAUUGGGAAAGGGGUUCAUGGAUCAACGUUCCUUCUUCUUCAUCGAGCUGAAAAUAGGAAGUAUGCUCUAAAGAAGAUUCCAUUGGCAAAACAGACUGAGAUGCUCAAGCGGGCGGCAUAUCAAGAGAUGAAUUUGAAUGUGAAACUAAGACACCCAUACAUUAUGGAGUACAAAGAUGCUUGGGUGGAAAAGGGAAGCUAUAUAUGUAUCAUAACCAACUACUACGAAGGCGGAGAUAUGGCGGAGAUUUUAAAAAAAUCCAGAGGAGCGUUGUUCUCGGAAGAGAAACUCUGCAAAUGGUUGACUCAAAUGUUAUUGGCUCUGGAUUAUCUGCAUUCCAAUAGAGUCCUUCAUAGAGAUCUGAAGUUGUCCAACAUUUUCAUCACAAAGGAAAAUGAUGUCCGUCUUGGUGAUUUUGGAUUUGCGAAACUUGUGGACGCAAAAGGUGUCACUUCCUCGGUCGUUGGCACUCCGAACUACAUAUGCCCUGAGCUCCUCUCUGAAAUGCCAUAUGGCUACAAAUCUGAUAUUUGGUCCCUUGGUUGUUGCAUGUUUGAGAUUGCUGGGCAUCAACCGCCUUUCAGAGCACCCGACAUGGCCACUCUCAUCAACAAGAUAAAUAGGGGCACUUUAUCUCCACUUCCUGUUGUGUACUCGUCCACCUUGAAACAGAUCAUAAAAACCAUGCUAAGGAAGAGCCCAGAACACAGACCAACAGCAGCAGAGUUAUUGAGGCAUCAGCAUUUGCAAGCCCACCUUCUUAGAUGUCAAAACCUCCCCUCUGUGUUUCUCCCUGUGAAGUCUCCCAACAGUGCCAAGGAGAAGACAGGCGGAAAGCCUUCUCCCAGCAACUCUAGCAGCAGCAGACAGAGACGGCAACACUUGAAGGACAGCAUUCCUAUUUUUUCACUCAAUCAAAGCCCAGAGACCCAACCAAGCAGCACCUCUCAAAAGAAGGGUGAUCUCGUCAUUGAAGCCGAACUUGAGACCAAGAGGGUUGACCGGAAAAGCUGUUCUCCGAAAAUAUCUGAAUAUAGCGACGAAGAAAGCUUGAGCACUCCAAUGUCUUCUUCUGCUUCAGUCCUCCCAAACUCAAACCGGGAAGCGGCUAAUGAAACGCCUGUACAGAAAGAAGAGAGGCAAGAAGAAGAUGGAGAAAGAGAAUGUGAUGAGAAGACACGGAGGAGGAACUCGUUGCUGAGUAAGCUUACAGCACUGGCAGAGAGCAAAGACGAGUGGGGUAAUCCGACUAAACAAAGAGCAGAUGCUUUGGAGUCUCUGCUUGAGCUCUGUGCCCAGCUGAUCAAACAGGAAAAGUUCGACGAGCUUUAUGGCGUGCUUAAACCGUUUGGAGAAGACGCGGUCUCGUCCAGGGAAACGGCUAUCUGGUUGACCAAAACCCUCAUGACCUCUCAAAAGCUUCCCAAGGGGUCCUGAUUUUGUCAUAUCAUGCUUUGGCAUAUAUAAAUUUGUUUCUGGAGAGUUUUGUUUUUUGUUCUCAUUUGAAAUUACACUGAAUGAUUGGAUUCAUGGGGGUACUGGUAUGCUAGCAUCUUUUUGUUUUUUAUGGGUUUAGGGGGAAAUGUAAUAUUGUAAUGUAAAUUAGCAUGACUUAAUACAUGUAUGGACUAAGGCUUGAUGAUGAACACUGUUUAGUUUGCAUCAUGUUUUCUACUCCCUUCGUUCUCAAAAACACUUCCUCUUUCAUUUUUUCCACUUCCAACAAAAUACUUCCCCUUUC
Messenger RNA from Cuscuta campestris, 2492 nucleotides. NCBI's taxonomy places the organism in Eukaryota, Viridiplantae, Streptophyta, Magnoliopsida, Solanales, Convolvulaceae. The record is from the annotation of a GenBank genome assembly.